Messenger RNA from Notodromas monacha, 780 nucleotides. Lineage: Eukaryota; Metazoa; Arthropoda; Ostracoda; Podocopida; Cyprididae. The record is from the annotation of a GenBank genome assembly.
AUGCUGCUCAAUCCCUUAGGUACGACAGUUGUGCUUGGGUGCGUUCUGUCUCUCAUUGCCAAGUUCUCGUGUCAAGGGAGACCAGGCUCGAAGCUCGUUCUGCUUGGGUCUAUUGCAUUAUUGUCUGUGGCAUUGUCUGGAAUGCUGAAUGUUUGGGCCUGUGAUGCCUCGGCUUUGUUUCUCCUGCCUGCUUGGAGUUCAACUCGUCGAACUUGGCCCUUGAGGAAUGAAGUACCUUACACGUGGUUGGAUGUGAAGGUGGCUGCGAAAUCCUUUGGAGUCUUCUACUUUGCUCUGCUUUCUUCUUUGGCGUUUUUCAAGGUCUUGCGGACUACUUGCCGAAGUCGUCAUUUGAAGAGCAUGCAUAAUUGUGUGGGUACUAUGUUGUCCACUGUUGGCUUACCCUGUGUGGCUGGACACUUCACUUGUGCUGCUCUUGGUUACUCAGCAGUUCCACUGGCCUUGUUUGCCACGAUUGUCCUCAUCCCUCCGUUCAGUGCUGCUACAGGUGCAGCUGACAAAGCUGUUUCGUCCAUGACAUUAGGGUUCUGUGAUAAUGGCAUUGUUCCAUUUAUCCUGCUGGGGAUUGCCAUGCUCUCUGCUGCUGCAGUGGGACAUAUGACAGGUGUGGCUGGCAUUGCAGGGAUUUUGGCUCAGAUAUGUGUUAGUAAUAGGAGGAUUAAACCCUUGAGAGUGGUUAUGCCAUGUGUGGCAAAUUAUUGGCUUAUGCAUGCAAUGAUUGAUUGUAAUUCCAUUAAAAUGGUUGAAUGAAAAUGAACA